Messenger RNA from Cynoglossus semilaevis (tongue sole), 1829 nucleotides. RefSeq names its product GPN-loop GTPase 2 (gene gpn2). Bases 282 to 1250 code for a protein of 322 amino acids. The record is from RefSeq and is a predicted model, not a curated record. Lineage: Eukaryota; Metazoa; Chordata; Actinopteri; Pleuronectiformes; Cynoglossidae. Gene Ontology annotation, molecular function: GTPase activity. Gene Ontology annotation, cellular component: cytoplasm. The transcript is spliced from 6 exons.
GAAUGUAACCCGGAAGUGCUUAAUUUUUAGCCCCACAUGCAAACAACAACAAAACUACAUGGGAACAAUUCGAGCUUAUUUUCUGAUAACAUACUGAAGUUAACGACGCAGUAACGGAAAUAUUCUUGUCUAAUUUCUUUAGUUUCUCCUUACACACUUUUAAGUCUAAGUACCUAGCGUUAGCACAUUAGCCGGGUCAGUGUGCACUUUCCGAAGCGUUUAAGUUGACGGUGUUGCCAAGGAUCUGGCUUUAUUUGACACUAGGACAAACACAUGUAACCAUGGAACCAUCUCCAGAUUCUAAAACCAUGUCCAACCAGGCAGGAGCAACACAUACUCUACGUUUCGGCCAGGUGGUCAUUGGACCUCCAGGCUCAGGUAAAACCACCUACUGCCAAGGGAUGCAGGAGUUCCUGACGCAAAUGGGACGCAAGGUGGUUGUGGUAAAUAUGGACCCCGCCAAUGAAGGACUGCCAUACACCUGUGCAGUAAAUAUUUCGGAGCUGGUCACUUUGGAUGAUGUAAUGGAGGGCUUGAAGCUUGGGCCCAAUGGUGGACUUCUGUACUCAAUGGAGUAUUUGGAAGCAAAUAUGGACUGGUUGGAAAACAAGCUCAAACCCCACGGAGAUUGUUACUACUUGUUCGACUGUCCUGGACAGGUGGAGCUCUACACCCACCAGUGCUCAGUUAAGAAUAUAUUUUCACAGCUCGCCAAGUGGAACUUCAGGCUGACCGCUGUGCACCUUGUGGAUUCCCACUACUGUGCUGACCCAGCCAAGUUCAUCUCUGUGCUGUGCACCUCUCUGUCCACCAUGCUACAUGUGGAGCUCCCUCAUGUUAAUGUGCUGUCCAAGAUGGACCUGAUCGAGCAAUACGGCAAACUGGCCUUCAACCUGGACUUCUACACAGAGGUCAUGGAUCUGACCUAUCUUCUUGAUCACCUGGCUGCGGAUCCCUUUUUUAAAAAGUUCUGUCGUCUGAAUGAGAAGUUAGCAGAAGUCAUACAGGAUUACGGCCUGGUCUCCUUCGUGCCCCUCAAUGUUCAGGACAAAGAGAGCAUGAUUCAGGUCUUACGAGCAGUGGACAAGGCAAACGGCUACUGCUUUGGAGACCUGGAGGAGAGGAAUCUGCAAGCUAUGAUGUCAGCAGCUGUGGGGGCAGACUUCCAAUUCAACUCUACUCUUGGGGUGCAAGAGCGAUAUGUUGAAGCCAGUGGAAGGAGUGUGGAGGAAGAAAUGGACGGCCUGUGAACUGAAAAAUGUCCAUUAAAAGGACAUAACCGUCUGCCUUUUUAGCACCAAUAUUUGAGGGGAGCCCUUAAUGCAUCCAUCUUAGUUGGCCUGAAUAACAUGGAGCUCACUUCUAAAGCUAUGGAAGUGCUUCAAGGCUGCGCCAUGAAAAAAAUCACACCACAAUAACUGAAAGGAUGUUCCUAUUUAUUUAGUUAUUAGAGAGAGUGAGAUGUGGGGUUUUUUUUUUUACCUUGAAUGCUGUACCUGGAGACAACGGUAAACAACAUUUGCAAUAGAAGUCAGUACUUUUAUCUGAGUACAUAUAUAAAUACCAUAGUUUGAAUUGGUUAAAAUGUUCUGUACCUGAUAAUCAAGAAAGUUGAACAGUAACAUUUUACAUAUGCGGGUCUGACGAGAGUUUCCUGUCAGAUGAACUACUAAUUUAUUGUCAUUAAGGAAAGACAAGUAAAUGUGCUGCUGUGAAUAGUUAUUUGUUAUAUUUGCCAUAUUAGUACGAGAUAAAGUGUGAUAGUAAUAGAUUUUGUGUUAAGCUUUGUAAUACAAUUGCAUACAUUAAAAUUCAUUUUUGUUAUGAAU